Tarenaya hassleriana is the source of this 1864-nucleotide messenger RNA. Its product is annotated as acyl-CoA-binding domain-containing protein 1. The coding region runs from base 543 to 1577 and encodes 344 amino acids. NCBI's taxonomy places the organism in Eukaryota, Viridiplantae, Streptophyta, Magnoliopsida, Brassicales, Cleomaceae. The record is from RefSeq and is a predicted model, not a curated record. Gene Ontology annotation, molecular function: fatty-acyl-CoA binding; protein binding. The transcript has 6 exons.
GGUGGAAUCGAACUCAAAAAUCUUGGUUCUGGAUUUCAUUUUCAUACAAAGGUAGCGUGAAUCUCAUGCAUUGAAGUAUGUGGCCAUGCUUCCAUGGCGACAGCAUGUCUCAUGUAUUUGUCAAGAUGGGACCAUGCACCCGUUCAAAGCUUCGAGCUUUUUAGUAUGUGUGUGUGUAAGUAGAAAAUUUACUAAAAUUAAAGAAAUUUGUUGGGGAGAGGAAGGGAAGAAAGAAAAUUAGGGCAUUACACACGUCGAUUGAUUUCCCCAUUAGCCGCUUCUGCGAUCUGUCACUUGCCGCUGAUAGUUUUUGUGGAGGAGGAGGAAAAAAAGAGAUUUGCGUGAAGCGGUGAAAGCAGAAAAGGUCUUUCCUUUUCGUCUCUGCAGAUUUCUAGGGUUGGAUUCCUACCUUCUUACCUUUCAUGGGUCUCCUCUGAUUCUGUAGUUUUUGGGUCAGAGGUUAGGGGUGUUCUCUCCCAUCACCGCAGGCGUUUGAAUCUCGUUAUUUUUUUCUUGGGGCCGCGAGAUUUAGAUUUCGGAAAAUGGGUGACUGGUAUCAGCUCGUUCAGUCGAUCGUCUUGGGUUUGAUCUUCUCUUACCUUCUCGCGAAGCUGAUCUCCGUCGUCGUCGCGUUUAAAGACGACAACCUCACCGUCACGCGCCACCGCCAAAUCCCAUCGGAGGAGGACUCUCGCCGAGUCGAAUCCGUCGCCGGCGGCGGAGACGCUGAUUCGCUCGUGGCGGAGCAGGGGAGCGUGAGGGCUGAGAGCGCCGGCGGCGGCGGAGACGACGAGGAUGAAGACGAAGACGACGACUGGGAAGGCGUGGAGAGUACGGAACUGGACGAGGCGUUUAGCGCUGCAACGGCGUUUGUGGCGACGGCGGCUUCGGACAGGUUAUCGCAGAAGGUACCUAACGAUGUUCAGCUUCAGCUUUACGGAUGGUUCAAGAUUGCUACAGAAGGUCCAUGUACUUCUCCGCAGCCAUCUGCUCUCAAAAUCACUGCUCGUUCCAAGUGGCAAGCAUGGCAGAAGCUGGGUGCUAUGCCUCCUGAGGAAGCCAUGGAGAAGUACAUUGAGAUUGUCACUCAACUCUACCCAAAUUGGGCCACUGGUUCUGUGGGUAGAAGUCGGGAUGGUGAUGGCCCAAGCUCCGACACGAGAGGAUCAUCGAUGGGGCCAGUUUUUAGCUCACUGGUGUACGAGGAGGAAUCUGAAAAUGAGUUGAAGAUGGAUGCCAUCCAUGCCUUUGCUAGAGAAGGAGAAGCCGAGAAUUUACUGAAAUGCAUUGAAAGCGGCAUUCCCGUAAAUGCAAGGGACAGUGAAGGCCGGACUCCAUUGCAUUGGGCUAUAGAUCGUGGCCACCUCAACGUUGCCGAAGCAUUGGUUGAUAAGAAUGCAGAUUUGAACGCAAAGGACAAUGAAGGGCAAACCCCUCUGCAUUACGCUGUUAUGUGCGACAGAGAAGCCAUAGCCAAGUUUCUGGUGAAGCGGAAAGCAGAUACGACCCUUAAAGAUGAAGACGGAAACACCCCUCUCGAUAUAUGUGAAUCAGACUGGACCUGGAUGCAUGAUUAAAAGAAGAAAACUGAACUAACACUCUGGCCUUUGCCUUGUGGGGAAUCUUUACUAGUUUCAGUCCUAAUUGUGCAUGUACAUGAGUAUGAACAAGAAGCUCUUCAUUCAUGUCUUCCUCCUGCGUUUCCCCGCCAUGAAACAAGUGUAGAACUUGGAUGUUUCAAGGUGUUUUUGUCGGCUCAUGUUCGAGCAAAUCUUGGGUUUUUUUUUUGUCAGGUUCAUGUUGUUUGGAUGAUAAUUUGGAUACAGAGUGGUGAAAUUUAAUUUUAUUCCAUUCAUGGGCUAUA